This is a messenger RNA of Lindgomyces ingoldianus, 2100 nucleotides long. Its product is annotated as DNA-binding protein SMUBP-2. NCBI's taxonomy places the organism in Eukaryota, Fungi, Ascomycota, Dothideomycetes, Pleosporales, Lindgomycetaceae. The record is from RefSeq and is a predicted model, not a curated record. Gene Ontology annotation, molecular function: RNA binding; 5'-3' DNA helicase activity; ATP hydrolysis activity. The transcript is spliced from 7 exons. Bases 1 to 2100 code for a protein of 699 amino acids.
AUGUCGAAACCACGUCCAACCGACAUUCCUUCCUUUGCGGCGGGCCAGCUCACCCUCCUGGAUGCUGAACUCCAAGCCGAGCUCUCGGAAACAAACGCUCUUCUCUCAUUGCAUACCCCAGCCACGCUUUGCCGAGCUGGGCUGGCCAUCCUGAAUCUUAAUGUCUCUUCUAUACGUACAGGCCUUGGCGGCAAGACGGUUGUCGAACUUGCUGUCGACCCUGCUGUCGUGAGGAAAGGUGACAAGGCAGAUAUACCUGAGCAUGGCAUUAGGACCGGUGAUAUUGUGGCCAUCCAGGAUCAGCCCGCGGGAAGCGCGAGGAAAACCGAGAAGCGUGAGCUGACGAAGAAGGGCGUCGAGGGUGUGGUCUUGAGAAUCAGGAGAGAAAAUGUCGAGAUUGUACUGGACAAGGAGGACGCGGAUGUGCCAAGUGGCGGAAAGCUAUGGAUGAUGAACCAGGCGAUGACCAAGCUCUACAAAUUCCAGGACCAGGACUAUACACCCUUCAUUCGUGUACUAUUCGGGCAAGCAUCUCCAACGCCCCUUCCUUGCGAUCUCAAUGACCCCUCAAACCCCCUCCACAAGCUUGAAUGGAAUGAUCCUACCCUAAAUGACAGUCAAAAGGAAGCAAUAAGAUUUGCCCUAGCAUCACGAGAGGUUGCUUUGAUCCACGGCCCCCCAGGGACUGGCAAGACACAUACGCUCAUCGAGCUUAUCCUCCAGAUGCUUGAGCAAAAACUGCGUCUUCUGGUUUGCGGUCCCUCAAACAUCUCAGUUGAUAACAUCGUAGAGCGUCUGGCAUCACAUAAAGUUCAGAUGAUACGACUGGGACAUCCAGCUCGUCUCCUGCCAUCCGUGCUCAGCCACUCUCUCGACGUGCUUACCCGAACCUCAGAAGCUGCAGCUCUUGUUCAAGACGUUCGUAAAGAAAUGGACGAUAAGCAAUACUCCAUCCGCAAGACGCGCAAUGCCAAAGAGCGGCGCCAGAUCUACGGCGAGUUGAAAGAGCUGCGGAAAGAGUUCAGAGAGCGGGAGAGGGGUUGUGUAGAGAACUUGGUAAAAGGUAGUAAGGUCGUCCUUGCGACAUUGCAUGGUGCAGGGGGCUUCCAUCUCAAAGGUCAGGAAUUUGAUGUCGUGAUAGUCGACGAAGCAAGCCAAGCUCUUGAAUCCCAGUGCUGGGUUCCACUGCUCUGGGUUAAAGCAAGGAAAUUGGUUCUUGCAGGCGACCACCUCCAACUUCCACCCACCAUCAAGUCAUUAAAUCCAAAAGAAGCGAAGGCUGCGAAGAAGGAGGGCAAGAAGAGUAAGGACAGAAAAGCUGAGGCCGGGGAAGUUGAUGACAACAUGACGUUAGAAACCACGCUCUUCGAUAGGCUACUUGCACUUCACGGCCCGUCUAUUAAACGCAUGCUAACGACGCAAUAUCGCAUGCAUGAACAAAUCAUGCGAUUCCCGUCUACAGAACUAUAUGAAUCGAAACUCAUCGCAGCCGCCUUCGUCAAGGAUAGACUACUAAAGGAUCUGCCUUACGGCGUCAAGGAUACCGAAGAUACUCGGGAACCAUUGGUCUUCUGGGAUACACAAGGCGGCGACUUUCCAGAAAAGACGGAAGAUGACGGAAUCGGAAGCAAAGGAAGUAAAGGCAUGAAUUUGGGGGACAGCAAGAGUAACGAAGCAGAAGCAGCUUUAGUGAAAAUGCAUGUGAGCAAUCUAAUAGACGCCGGGGUCAAGGCCGAAGAUAUUGCUGUAGUUACCCCAUACAAUGCCCAGCUGGCCAUCCUAUCUCAAGUGCUUAAAGAAGCAUUUCCGGGCAUUGAAUUGGGCUCGGUCGACGGGUUUCAAGGCCGCGAGAAAGAGGCUGUUAUCGUGAGUAUGGUGAGGAGCAAUCCGGACCACGAAGUGGGGUUUCUGGGCGAAAAGCGUAGGCUCAAUGUGGCCAUGACGCGACCAAAGAGGCACCUCUGCAUUGUAGGGGAUUCGGACACUGUCGGCCGGGGAAGCAAGUUCCUCAAGAACUGGAUGGAGUUCCUCGAAGAGAAUGUAGACUUAAGGUAUCCUAGUCUUGCGGACGUCUACGUGGACGAACAGGAGGGCGGAUGA